This is a messenger RNA of Notolabrus celidotus (New Zealand spotty), 2904 nucleotides long. RefSeq names its product zinc finger protein 385A-like. The coding region runs from base 1 to 1335 and encodes 444 amino acids. The record is from RefSeq and is a predicted model, not a curated record. Lineage: Eukaryota; Metazoa; Chordata; Actinopteri; Labriformes; Labridae. The transcript is spliced from 8 exons. Gene Ontology annotation, molecular function: zinc ion binding; nucleic acid binding. Gene Ontology annotation, cellular component: nucleus.
AUGGAAAAAAGGCGGAUAUCUGCAGCACCCCAGCUGCAAGGCUUAAGGAGCUUAGCCCUCCUGCCCAUCACGGAAGACUCCUCAAGAAGUGUAAACCGACCGGGGCCGGUCCCUGCCUUCCUCAGGAGCCCACCUGUCAUCCCAUCCCCGCUGGAUAUGAAGCACUUCCUCCAGUUCCCCCUGGAGUCGCCUCACCCGGCCAGCAUUGGCCUCUUCCACAACUUUAACACAAUGGACCCUGUCCAGAAAGCUGUGAUGACGCACACGUUUGGGCCACCUAUGGUGAAGACAAAGCGGCCAAUCAUUUCCUGCAACGUGUGUCAAAUACGCUUCAACUCUGAGAGCCAGGCAGAAGCCCACUAUAAGGGGAACCGCCACGCUCGGAGGGUGAAGGGGAUUGAGACAUCCAAGACAGCUCGUGUCCAAGACGGUGACAGGCAGUAUCCUCCUUCUACUGCUUCGCCCUCAUCUCCAGGCCCUUCACCAUCCAGCCCUGAGCCUGAUCCUAAUAAGCAAGAUGACCCUCAACCCUGUUCCAACACCAACAAGUCACCUUUGACCCUUAGCCACCUUCCAACAACCACUCUGAGCUCCACAGAAACAGAGUGUCCUCUCCUGCCUUCUGUCAGCGUGCCCAUGUCAUCCAUUCCCUCACCCUCCGUGGCCCUCAGUACCCCGUCAGCGGAUCCAGCAGUGUCCGGUGUUCCUGACACUCCGUCCCCAGCACCCAGUCAUUCGUCAGGGGAGUCAGAGGAAGAGAAAGCUAAGAAGCUUCUCUACUGUUCCCUGUGCAAAGUAGCUGUUAAUUCCCUCUCACAACUGGAGGCACACAACAAAGGUACCAAACACAAAACCAUUCUGGAAGCUCGGAGUGGACUGGGGCCCAUCAAGGCAUAUCCGCGUCUGGGUCCUAAACCCAGCCCAGAGCAGGGAGGCGACUUGUCCUCUGAUCCCAACACUCAGGAACGCACCUUCCACUGUGAGAUCUGCAACGUCAGAGUCAACUCAGAGCUGCAGCUCAAACAGCAUAUAUCUAGCCGGAGGCAUCGAGAUGGAGUUGCAGGGAAACCUAAUCCUCUUCUCAGCCGACACAAGAAGCGCACAGACUUUAUGGAACUUCCAAAAACUCUGGGAGCUGGACUUUUACCAAAUCCUCUGGCUGUUGCUGCAGCAAUGGCAGCCGCAGCCUCCUCCAAUCACCUGGCAUUACGUCCUCCCGGCCCAGCCUCUCAUCCCCAUCACCACCUCCUGCAGGGAACACACCUCAGCUUACUGAGACCUGCCCCAGGUCCAAUUCGCACUACGCACGGGCCAAUCCUCUUCACUCCUUACUGAUGGCCAGAGGAUGAGUUCUUGUCAGGAAGAAGCACACUGUGAAGUUGUGGCCUGCAACCGUGUCAUCUAGAGCUCAAUCAUAUGGUGUAGCUCCAGUAGUGGAGAUAAAUGUGACUCUUUAUGUUCAAACUGUGGUUGCAGACUACUUCUGGUACCUUGAAAGACUGAACAGUAAAUCUGACAAAUUUCAGACUUUUCAGAGAGAUUUUAAUUGUCAAUCCUUCCACUUUUCCCUUCAUCACUUAACUAUCUGCCAGUCAGACUGUUUAUAAACAAAACAUUUGGUCAAGCAUAGACUUCUUAAACAUCCUGGAAUCUGAAACUGACUUUAUCUGGUGAUCCACUGUCUCCGAAUCAAACCCUACCUCUCUUGUGUUUUUAAUCUUCACCUCUACAAGGAUUCUUAACAUAUCCAAAGCAUUAAUGUUAUCAAAAACAUGCCUGCUGGGUUAGAAAUAGUAGUUGCCGCAGAUGUUAGCUGGUAUAAUAUAGUAGCUGUCACAGUAAAGUGGAUUGUACCACGUUAAGUCCUGUUUUUGUAGCCUAUAAAGAUAAAAAGGUACAUUUCCGUGCUGUUUCUGCAGUAGGCAAACAUUUCUCUGUACUGUUUGCACAGAGCUCUCACUGAAUGCCUAUUUGGUCUAUAACCUCUGUGGGGCAGAAGCAGGAAAUCAGAGAGGAAGAACAGAAGUGUAGAUAUAACACAAUGUCUUAAAUCUGUACUGAUAAGUAUGAACCACAAAGUCAGGAAGAAGUCAUUACUAUCGGUGCACUAUGCAGCUAACAGGGUUUCUUCUUAAUGUUUGUGUAAAAUGCAGUGAUGCUGGAGAAAAUAAAAAAGAAACUAGAGCGGUAACAGUUUUUAUAAUGCAGGUAAAGAUGUAACUGUCCCCACUUAAAUAGACUAUUCCCUAGAUUCACCCUUGGAUAGCCAAUACCUGGCAACAGUGUUGUGCAUAAAAACCCACAAAGCACAUACGUAAAAGUCUGUAGCGUAAAGUCUACAUGUAAACAGCUUUAGUAGAUUUAAAGUGACCAUCUAUUGUUUUUGCAUCUGGGCUUCACUGUGCAACACCGAAAGGCUUCAGUAUCUUGAUGGUUUCACUGUGAGCACAGCAGUAGAAUGGCUGAUUUAUGACUUCAGUAGCAGGUAUUUGCAUUACAUGCACAUUUGAAUAUGCAGACCACAUUUCCACUACAACCCAUACAAAUUGUGAGGAAAGCAGUGGGAUGAAAGACACCAGCAUUAUGUUACAGAAGGAAUAGAAGAGGACCACAUAUCUAGGUGAGUAGAUGCAAAAAAAAACAACAACACACCGUUUGUGGUAGUACUAUAAGCCUGUAGAGGGGUACACAAGUUUAGGUUGUCUGCUCUGCCUCGUACGUGCUUCCUACAUGACUCUACACUAUCCCAGUGAAAACACUCAUGAUGGCUUGUAAAACAAUAUGAGGAAGCUUUAGGAAACAAAAACUGUAGCAAUACUUUAAGCACUCCUGCUAACUUUUCCUGUUUAAUGCAAUAAAAAAAAUGUCUACAAAUGUAUGAAUUGUUAUGUAGGGGAGGUGUCU